Molecule: messenger RNA, 540 nt
Organism: Paracoccidioides brasiliensis Pb18
Exons: 4
Coding region: 1-540 (179 amino acids)
Source: RefSeq, a predicted model, not a curated record
AUGUCUUCCACAGCCACACAACCUGUAGAAAGAUUCUACUUGCAACCAACCACCUACUCACCCAACAGCCCGCUACCAGUCCUUGUAUAUCGGAACGUGCUUCCUCAGCCGCAUUCAGAGAGUACAACUACGGAGUUCUUGGAGGGGAAUAACUGGGAGAGGAGGGGAACAUUUGGCCACAUCCCAACACCCCAUUUCCAUCCGAAUACACAUGAGUGCUACGGGAUAUUCCAAGGUUCGUCCACGCUGCGCAUUGGCAAAGGAAAACACGACAGCCACAGCGCAGGCAUCCUUAUCCCCGUCACAGCCGGUGACGUCAUAGUCCUCCCGGCAGGAAUAACGCAUAGCUGCGUCGACAGUAUAGAUUACCGCUACGUGGGCCUUUAUCCAAAGCUCCCCCACUGGCGCAAUGAAUUCGGCAAAGAGCCUAUCGAUCUAGUUGCGGUACGCAAAGAGACUUCUGCGGUGGAAAUGCCAGAAGCAGAUCCCGUUUAUGGAACGGAGGGUCCGUUGGUGUUGUGGUGGGCGGAAGAGGCUUAG